AUGAUCCAGUGUAGGGAACUUCCGUCCCAAGUCAGACAAAACUACGAAGCAAUCAAUUUGGAUCAGUCAAUUGCAAAUGAAUAUAAGAUUGCAAGAGGAGAAAACAACAUUGAGCGCCGUGUCGGUCAUGGGGUAGUCGUGGUGAAACCUACAACUCAUACGCUAUUCUAUGCCAUCACGUCGGCUGUGGCAUGCGCUAUUGCUGCUGGAAAUACCUUUGUGGUUGAGUGUGAAAAGAACGCUGUUGAUGACUUGCUCGCAUCCUUGUUCCAGCCUCUGGAUUGGGAACUAUACGCCCUGGUUCAAGGUCCUAUGAGUGAUCAGGAUAUGCUUUUCACAGCACUGAUCAUUGAUCAGACGGGUAUAACCGAAGCGCCUAACGCUGUCAGGCCUUUACCCAAUCUUCGCUCCGUUACGGUUAUUGACCGUACAGCGGACGUUGAAAAGGCAGCCCAGCAUAUCCUUUCAGCCCAUCUUGCGUUCUCUGGGAGGUCACCCCAUGCCCCAGAUUUGAUAAUCAUCAACGAGUGGGUUAAAGACAAGUUCAUUGAUACAAUGGCACGAGAAAGUCUAAACAAAGGUUGUGACAUGCAUUCAAGUCAUGCUGAUGCCAAGCAUACCGCAUGGAAGAAAGCAGUAUCAGAGGCAGAGAGCAAGGGCGAAGCUUCGCUUAUCAGGAAGGAGGGCUUAAACUUGGUCGAUAUUCAUCAGAGACCCGAGUAUCUGGUCGCGUACCAUUACGCUGAGCCUGCUGCUGGAAAGUUCUUGAGCCAACAGAUCAACAGCCAUUGGUCUUUCGUUAACCACAUUCCCGCACAGCUCCUUGGUAACCAUACUCGGUGA
Molecule: messenger RNA, 843 nt
Organism: Penicillium daleae
Lineage: Eukaryota; Fungi; Ascomycota; Eurotiomycetes; Eurotiales; Aspergillaceae
Exons: 3
Coding region: 1-843 (280 amino acids)
Molecular function (GO): oxidoreductase activity, acting on the aldehyde or oxo group of donors, NAD or NADP as acceptor
Source: RefSeq, a predicted model, not a curated record